UACUUUAGACUCUAGUUGUAUCUCCAAAAACGUCCUCCGGCAUAGCAGUCGGAUCUUAUAGAUUUCUCUUUCCUUCCCGGUAACCUUUCCGGCGAAAAGCAGAUCCGAGUUGAAAGGACUUCGUAAUGCAGCCGGUUCUCGUCCAGAAUCCGCAGUUAUGUCCUUCCCCUACUUUAAGAUCAAGUUCAAUCACAAAUUCAAAUAAUCCCUCGCCGUCGAUUUCUGCGCCCAGCCUUCUCCGGCAUGUAUUACUCCACCGACUUUUCACAUCUCGCGGCGGAUAUAGAAGAGGCGGCCUUGUAAAAUGCAUGGCUAAUCCCAGGAGAGUGAAAAUGGUAUCUAACCAGAUAAGGAGAGAGCUUUCGAGCAUGUUAUUGACGGAUAAGGUUUUACAGUACGCGAUUCUGCCCGAAGCCGCUCUCGGAGCUGAUAUGUAUCUCUCUUCGCUUACUUCUAUCAGCGACGUUGAAGUUUCAGCCGAUUUACAGGUUGUCAAAGUAUAUGUCUCUAUUUUUGGGGAUGAAAGAGGAAGGGAAGUGGCUAUUGCAGGCUUGAAGUCAAAAGAAAAAUAUGUACGAGGAGAGUUGGGAAAGCGCAUAAAGUUGAGACUUACUCCCGAAAUCAGAUUUAUUGAAGAUGAGUCUCUUGAGAGAGGAAGCAGGGUUAUUGCAAUAUUGGAUAGAAUAAAGAGCGAAAAUGAGAAGAAGGCGGAUGACUUUCCUGCUGAUGACAGGCCCAACUCAGUUGAACAGAAUGAGGAUGUCGGUGAAUGGGAAGGUGAUGACAACGACGAUGAACGAAUUAUUUAUGUGGAAUAGUUUCUGGUGAAGUUAGUCUUUGAACUGAAAGCAAUGGUGUG
Molecule: messenger RNA, 859 nt
Organism: Cuscuta epithymum
Lineage: Eukaryota; Viridiplantae; Streptophyta; Magnoliopsida; Solanales; Convolvulaceae
Source: the annotation of a GenBank genome assembly